This is a messenger RNA of Kwoniella shivajii, 246 nucleotides long. RefSeq lists its product as uncharacterized. The record is from RefSeq and is a predicted model, not a curated record. Bases 1 to 246 code for a protein of 81 amino acids. Lineage: Eukaryota; Fungi; Basidiomycota; Tremellomycetes; Tremellales; Cryptococcaceae. The transcript has 2 exons.
AUGGUAGUAGGUAUACUGCUGGAAGUACCUAAUGCUAUUGCUGCAGCAGGUGGAUUGAGUGCAAGUUCAGGUACAAGUAGUUCCAGUGAUAGCUCAGGCUCAGAGUCCAGUGAGGAUAUCAACGCGGCUGUCGUGGUCAGCAUCCGUAUGGUCCAAGUCGGUAUUGGUCUAGCAAUCGGUUUGUUUGCAGCAGCGUUGGUAGUUUACCCGUUCGGUAAGAAACGACGUUAUAUUUUCAGUUAUUAG